AUGGAUCUCAUGUCGAUGGACCGUACUACCCUCACUGAGGAGUUGGACAAAGUCAAGAAGAAAAAAGAUGCCAUAUUCUCACAACCUAGACGAUUAUGCCUGGAGGAUUUGAGAUGUAGACUUUGUCUGUUCAACUUGGAGGAAGAUGAUAUGGUUGUCGCCCGGGUGUCGGAUACCCCAAAGGAAAAGUUCUCCCAGGAAUUCACUUUCUCAAUAAUGCAUCACACAUACGACAGUGUCAACCACAUCCGAAUACAUGCCUGUCGUCGGCCUUGUGAAAAAAGGGGCCGCCUCACCCCGUUCUUCCACGCUGAGUGUUGGAAAUUCAAACAGCGUGACGUUUUCAGAGUUGUGUCCACUGGAUGCUUCCGUUUUGAACCGACUGUACAUGAGCAGAAUCGGCGUUUCACUCGUAUCAAGCAUUCUCUGGCGCGAAGAUUGGAUGGCAUUUUCCAAGUGAAGCUUCCCGCCGAGGUAUUAGACACAAUAGCUGAGAUGCUUGUUCACGAAUGUGCUACAAUCACAAACGAAGAACAGUCUUUGGGGAGAGGUGAAGACGCUCGGACAAUUCGAUUGGACUCUGCGGUAUAUGCGACCUAUUCCGUUGUCGAUGGUGUGCGUUAUGUCAAGAGUCUCACGAAUUCCCCUGUGCCAGACAGAGAAGAAUACACACAACUCAGCAAGGAAGGGUAUACUCAUAGCCGACUUUACAUUGCGCAUGACUUUAGAGGUGUCCGAGCAAUCAGGUUAGACCCAUCACAUGUGCCUUUGUCGGGUCCAGGUCCCAUCACGGAUUGUUAUUGGAGAAACAUCCCUGACGCUGAAAAGAUGGUCAUCCACGAAAAUGGUUUAAUGAUAUGGGGCAUAGAUGUCCCAAGAGAGCCUCAUCCACGUAUUAGCGACGACACGCAGUGGGCAAAUCUCGAGCACCCAUCCAACAUCGUAGAUCUUUUGAACAUGACAAAAGGCCUGAAUAAUGACAAUAGAAACGUCCGGAUGGCAUCUUUUGACUACAACGCUGAGGGUAUCACCGGGUAUACCGUGGUCACUGACGGACACCGAACAGCCACUGUCCAUGCCCAUAGAUCUGGCGAAAAGGCUAGAUUUUAUGAUGAGAUAGAGCACUCAUGGCCCUGUGGCUUCUUCAUUUACAUGCCGCUGGAUGAAGGAGAAUAUCUGACGGAAAUCUACCGUCGUCAUGGGAAAGAUCCCUACUCCGACGAAGAGUCUUUAGGCAGUUUUGUGUUCGUUACAAACAAAGGGAGAACCAGGUUGUUCGGCGCCGCUCGCUCCCUGGUUGACAUCACGGCAUUCCACCAGUUGGCAACACUCUCACCAAAUGGUUCGCAGAUUUAUAUCAACGACUGGGCAUACGACUUCAUAGACCAAAUACGAUAUAUUGCAUUCAGCGAAGGUCUAUCAUCCUUAGAAGAAAAGCCGAUUCCCUCUUCUCUGGUUCCUGACUUCCCAAGCAUCUGCACCAAAACCAACGGCCCUUGGUUCAAAUCAUCUUGCAGCAUGAAAGACAUAAGUGAAAUAACCCUUUGCAGGGAUUCCUCAUUUCCGCAUAGACCCAUUAUAGGGAUGCUAGUGUACUAUGGCAACGGCCAUCGAGAAUGUCUUGGUCGAUUCCGUUUUGAUAAAACGCUGGAGAAGUUCCGUCUUGACUGGAAUACCGACUUGUACGUCGGGUCCGGAAGAAACAUCUGGAGUUUUCUAUAUGUUGAACAGAUUCUCACAUCUCCUCGUUACGACAAGGCACACCUACGCUGGAUGAAGCUUCCGCGGGAUGGAAUUUUGGAAUGGUGGAACUCUUACCAGCACUCUGUUUUGCGUCAUGGGUUAGAAAACAUCACCAAUCUUGGUAGUGAGCGCUUGUAA
This is a messenger RNA of Fusarium venenatum, 1881 nucleotides long. RefSeq lists its product as uncharacterized. Lineage: Eukaryota; Fungi; Ascomycota; Sordariomycetes; Hypocreales; Nectriaceae. The record is from RefSeq and is a predicted model, not a curated record.